Triticum urartu is the source of this 1675-nucleotide messenger RNA. RefSeq names its product protein DJ-1 homolog A. Gene Ontology annotation, cellular component: cytoplasm. The record is from RefSeq and is a predicted model, not a curated record. Lineage: Eukaryota; Viridiplantae; Streptophyta; Magnoliopsida; Poales; Poaceae. Gene Ontology annotation, biological process: glyoxal metabolic process.
UCUUCGCCGCCAGCCUAUCAUGCACCGUUCUGCGAUAUUUAUACAGAGAGAUCUUGGCGAGCUUCCUCCUCACCCGGUCACCCCCACACCAGAGAAGCAGUGCAGUGCAGCUAGCCUACCAGCUACCACUACCAGUACCAAUCUCGACUCAACGGUAGCUCACCAUGGAGACGUCUCCUUCCCCUAAGAAGAAGCAGGUGCUGCUGCCGAUAGUCGCCGGCACGGAGCCGAUCGAGGCGUCCAUCCCCAUCGACAUCCUCCGCCGCGCCGGCGCCGACGUCACCGUCGCUUCCGCAGGCGACGCCCUUCUGGUCGAGAUCAUGUACGGCGUCAAAAUAAUGGCCGACGAGCUCCUGGCUGACUGCGCCGCCGCUUCCUACGACCUCAUCGUCCUCCCCGGUGGUGUUCCUGGCGCUGUGAAUCUCGGUGGCUCUGCGACGUUGGAGAGCAUAGUGAGGAAGCACGCAGAGAAGGGAGGACUCUACGCUGCCAUAUGCGCUGCACCGCCGCUGGCGUUGGCGUCCUGGGGCCUACUCAAUGGACAUAAGGCUACGGGUCAUCCAUGGUUCGUCGAGAAGUUCCCUCCCGAGGUUACCGCCGUGGACACGAACGUGGUGGUGGACGGCAACGCCGUGACGGGCACUGGGCCGGCGACGUCGAUGGAGUUUGCGCUGGCUUUGGUGGAACAGCUCUACGGGAAGGAGAAGGUCGAGCAGAUCGCUAAACCAAUGCUAGUGAGAUACGAAUGUGGCUAUAGCAUGAAAGAAGUCAACUCGGUCGAGUGGCACUGCAGCGGCACACCCAAGGUUCUUCUUCCACUAGCCAACGGCAUUGAGGAGAUGGAGGCGAUAAUACUCGUGGACGCGCUGCGCAGAGCCAAAGCAGACGUCGUGGUCGCGUCCAUCGAGGACGGCGUCGAGAUCACCGCGCGAUACGGGACGAGGAUCGUGGCCGACGUGAUUCUGGGCGAGGCCGCCGAUCGGGCGCUCUUCGAUCUGAUCAUCGUGCCGGGCGGCAUGCCGGGCGCGAAGACGCUGGGCGGCUGUGAGCAGCUCGUCGCUCUGCUGAAGAAGCAGGCGGAAGCGAACAGGCCAUACGGCGCGAUCGGCGCCGCCACCGCCCACGUGCUCGAGCCCCGUGGCCUGCUCAAGGGUAGGAAGGCGACGACGUGCGCAUCCAUGGCCGGGCUGCUCACGGACGGUAGCGAGUGCGAGAACAGGGUGGUGGUCGACGGGAACGUGAUCACGAGCAGGAGCCCCGGCACCGCCAUGGAGUACGCGGUGGCCGUCGUCGAGAAGAUGCUGGGCCGCGACGAGGCGCGGCGACUGGCGGAAGGCCUGCUCUUCUUGGGCUGACCCCCCGUGUGCUGGAGCUUGAGAAGCUGUUGUUGAGCUGGCUCGUCGGAUCAUCCGACAAUAACAGCCGACAACAGUGGUGAUCAUCAUCAAUAAAAGUCCCGUUCAUUCGUACUGUUCCCUGUCGCUUUUACAUUUAACAUGUCAUCACUACUGUAGGCUCCACUGAGAGCGACUCCGGACAUGGAGGAGACUACGCCACACCGGUAUUGUAGGGAGAAUAUCACCGGGUUUAGCCUGCUCCCAUGAUACGGGUUCCGACAGCCGGUGGAUCUCGGAAGCCGUUGGAUCUGGUGCAUCAAAUUACUCAUAAUUGUUCA